AUGUCGGACAAAAAGGUUUCUACUCCCUCGCUCCACGAGGUUGUCCAAGAAAAGCGCGAUAGCGCUUCUUCACAUAACAUCGAUUUCGGAGGAGAAUCUACGCUACCACCUCCUCCAAACCUCACUGAAGAAGAAGAGAAGAAGUUAUGGCGCAAGGUCGACAAAAGACUGAUGCCGAUCCUUGCUCUGAUGUACCUAUUAUCGUUUCUAGACCGAGGAAAUAUUGGGAAUGCCAGGUUACAGGGUCUACAGAGCCAGCUUGAGUUGUCCGGAACUGAAUACAAUAUUGCAUUGACGAUGUUUUUCAUCCCCUAUUGCCUGUUCGAGUGCCCAGCGAACCUCGUUCUCAAACGAUUUCGUCCUUCCAAAUGGCUCCCUGGCAUCACAGUUGCUUGGGGCAUCGUCACGACGCUGAUGGGCCUCGUCAAGAACUACCCCCAACUCGUAGGAGCGCGUGUGUGCCUGGGAGUCGCCGAGGCAGGGCUGUUCCCUGGGGUUGUAUACUAUUUGAGCCUCUGGUACCCUCGACACCAGCUCCAAUUCCGAAUUGGGCUCUUCUUUGGCUCUGCUUCGCUCGCGGGCGCAUUCUCCGGUCUGCUGGCGUAUGGCAUCAGCUUCAUGAGUGGGACGCAAGGUCUCCUUGGAUGGUCGUGGAUCUUCAUUCUAGAAGGAAUUGCGACGGUGGCUGUCGGAAUUCUCGCAUUCUUCGUUCUAGUGGAUUUUCCAGCAACGGCGCAAUUUUUGACCCUCGAAGAACGAUCGUUCCUCGUAUACAAGAAGAAAUACGACAACUCGAGUGUGGGCGAAGAGGAGCACUUCGAGACGCGCCACUUCUGGGCUGCGGUCUCUGAUUGGCAGGUUUGGACUCAUAUCCUCGCCUACAUGUCAAUUGUCGGGCCGCUUUAUGGCAUCACACUGUUCUUGCCAACAAUCAUCAAUUCCUGGGGUCACCCGCCCGCUAUCAGCCAGCUUCUGACAGUUCCCCCUUAUGUUGUCGCAACCAUCCUUGUCUACGUGUUUGCAUACUAUUCCGACCGUCUCAAGAUUCGUUCGCCCUUCAUACUCGUCGGACUCACAUUCUGCCUCGUCGGGUUUUCGAUCAACAUUUCUAAUGUGCCUACUGGGGUCAAGUACUUUGGUACGUUUUUCGUGGUGGCUGGGAGCUAUGGCGCCUUUCCCGGUAUCGUGGCAUGGCUAGGAAAUAACCUAGCAGGCCAGUAUAAGCGCGGUAUUGGGAUGGCGAUGCACAUCGGGAUCGGCAACUUCAGUGGUGCCAUCGCAGCGAACAUAUACCGUUCGAGGGACUCUCCGCGGUUUAUUCUUGGCCACGGUUUGGAACUGAUGUUCGUCGGCGUCGGGUUCAUAACGGUGCCCAUCAUCAUCCUCACCUAUCUGAGGAUCAACAAGAAGCGCGGCGAGGAGCAGCGACUUGCUCUUGAACGCGGAGAAAUGAACAAGCAUUCUGCUCAACAGUUGCGAGAGAUGGGUGAUCGUGCUCCGGAUUUCAGAUACACUCUGUGA
Cyclocybe aegerita is the source of this 1521-nucleotide messenger RNA. Lineage: Eukaryota; Fungi; Basidiomycota; Agaricomycetes; Agaricales; Hemipholiotaceae. The record is from the annotation of a GenBank genome assembly.